CUCCAGAAAUGCUGCAUCAUCGUUCUUCCGUUCCGCUCAGCCUCGGUAUCUUUUGUGUCACCGUUGAGUGACCCCCGGUAGUUCGGGUAUCCCCAUCAUCCCCGGGCGGACCUAGGCGGUAAGGUAGUACAUCUAUAAGGGGUAGAUCAGCGUCUCUGUCCAGACCUCACACGCGCGGCUGACUGAAUUUCUUGCAAUCGGUUGUCCAGUUAUUAACUGACUACUUUGAUCUCCUCUAGCUUCCAAAUACAAUCUCUAUCACACAGACCAUCACCAUGGACGUUCAGCAGUUGUUCAACGUCAAGGGCAAAGUCGUGCUGGUCACUGGUGGCGCCAAAGGAAUCGGUCGGAUGAUCUCAGAAGGCUUCGUAAAGAACGGCGCCACUGUGUAUAUCUCGUCGCGAGAUGCCAAGUCUUGCGAUAAAGCUGUAAACGAGCUCAAUGCACUUGGCACGGGCAAGGCUUAUGCUAUCCCUGCCAAUUUCUACCAAGAGGAGGAAGUCAAAAGAUUGGCCGAAGAGAUUGCUAAGCGCGAGAGCAAGCUGCAUGUUCUUGUCAACAACUCUGGGUCCAAUUGGGGUGCCCCGUACGAUGAAUACCCUUCGUCUGCUUGGACACGAGUUCUCACUCUCAAUCUUCAUCGGGUAUUCGACCUCACCAAGCUUCUCACCCCUCUACUGGAGAAGGCCGGUUCAUCUGGCGACCCGGCUCGCAUUAUCAACAUCGGUAGCAUCGAUGGCAUAAGGGUUCCAGCUCUGGAAACCUUUGCAUACAGUGCCAGUAAAGCUGGAUUGCACCAUUUGAGUCGUGUUUUGGCACACCACCUUGGAAGACGGAACAUCACAUCAAACUCUCUGGCCUGUGGCCCAUUUGAGAGCAAGAUGAUGGCUGCCACAUUGGAAGCACAUCGGGAGACAAUCGAGGGAAGUAUUCCUUUGGGUCGUAUUGGUACCCCCGAGGAUGUUGCAGGAGCGUGCUUGUUCUUGAGCAGCCGCGCCGGCUCGUAUGUGAAUGGCGCGACAAUCACCCUGGAUGGUGGUAGCGCAAUCACAGCGAAGCUCUGAAUUGUAAGCUGUAAGCAAGAUGGAAUGGAUAUUUGGGGUAAAUGGAAGUAUGUGUAUGCAAUGUAGAUUUGAUCUAAGCCUACAUGCAGAAGGUCCAACCUAACCAGUUAUUUGUUCCCAUUAAACUUUCUGAACCGAGGUAGACCUGGCAGUCCGUGCCCAAGUCAUGCAAUGAAAUUGUUCAAACUGAGU
This is a messenger RNA of Aspergillus welwitschiae, 1256 nucleotides long. RefSeq names its product short chain dehydrogenase/reductase family. Bases 276 to 1064 code for a protein of 262 amino acids. The record is from RefSeq and is a predicted model, not a curated record. The transcript has 4 exons. Gene Ontology annotation, molecular function: oxidoreductase activity. NCBI's taxonomy places the organism in Eukaryota, Fungi, Ascomycota, Eurotiomycetes, Eurotiales, Aspergillaceae.